Messenger RNA from Symbiodinium natans, 339 nucleotides. The record is from the annotation of a GenBank genome assembly. NCBI's taxonomy places the organism in Eukaryota, Dinophyceae, Suessiales, Symbiodiniaceae.
AUGGCGAGCAUCCUGAGAAGCGCAAAGGUCUUUGCGAAGGAGGACGCCUUGCCGAAGAUCCCGGCCGCCGAGUUCUGCCACUUCUUGCAAGAGCACUUCAAGGUGGAGCCAGGAGUUGUGCAGGUGAUGAUGACCAGUGUCAAGGACUUGGCCCCAGAGCCGGUCUACAUCUCCGUCCGCGCCAAGGGAACGCCGCCGCGCCGCGAGAAGGUCGACGAGCUCCUGGCAGGCAUCGGUCGGUGGCUGGCCGGACGCGGCCUGCAAACGGGCAAGGUGCGCAUUGAGCUCUUCGAGCCUUCGCAGCAAGCUGUCCACGCCUGGCGGCAGUCGAAGUUGUGA